ACACAAGCACUGCAGAUAAAGCGCCCUUGCUCAAGGACUUUCCUCUAAGCUGAUUUGGACAAGCUGGAUCCAGGGAUUCGCUCCAUACUGACAAGUGUAAAUAUUAUUGUUAUAUCAAUACAUGGUAUUUCCCCAUAUAAAGCGGACUGCAAGUGAUACUUAUCCAUGUAAAGCCUUUUAGAUUAAUCCGUCGCACUGCUGACUACUAGCUAGCACUCUUGCUCACUACAGCUGCAAUCUCAGUUGUUUACACAACUAACUACCUGGUACACAGCCAACAAAACCAGUCGACGGUCAAAUAGAGGGCAUUGUUGGACGCGAUUUGAAGCUUCUGGGUGGCUGAUAUUCUGGUAAUCUGACACUCUGAUGCUUUGUUUUCCAAUGCUGUGUUACGAUCAUUGGUCUAUUCAGCUGCGCGAGACUAAUGCGCUGGAUAUUGACAACCCGAUCGGAGCUCCAUGUAUGUGACGUAGUCAUGAUUGUGUUGACUGGUGGUCGCAGAAGAGACCAUGGAUCAGUCGAUUGGACUGCUGAACAACACGAACUGACACCGAAAAGCGGUUCUUGUCAAGGAGGGGCCCUGUACAAUGUGAAGUCCAGUGCUGAAGACCUUUCAUCUUGAACCUUCAUUUCCUGAAAUAUACAG
Pseudomassariella vexata is the source of this 646-nucleotide messenger RNA. RefSeq lists its product as uncharacterized. Lineage: Eukaryota; Fungi; Ascomycota; Sordariomycetes; Amphisphaeriales; Pseudomassariaceae. Bases 425 to 622 code for a protein of 65 amino acids. The transcript has a single exon. The record is from RefSeq and is a predicted model, not a curated record.